AUGGAUCCGCUUGAUGAAUCGCCAACAACUCCUCUUCCUGGAACACCACCAUCACCUGGCACCGAAAGGUCACCAACACUGGUAGAGUUCCCAGCACCCAACUUUGGAUCGUCCAAACCCGGUUCCCAUGACGGUGGCAAGAAUGCAGCUACUCCUGAUCGCGUGGUGGUGAAGCAGCAGCAAUUCAAUGUCGACAUUAGCAAGGCGGAUCAGAAGGCGAUUGCGACGACGCUUGCAGCAGCACUUGAGGAGACGAUGCGCAAUGGAGAUAUAUCAUCUGACAAUGUAAAAAAGAGCAGCAGCUGGUGGACCCGAUUGUUACCCAAAAAGUUGAGGGAUGCAGGAUGGCUGAUUAUACCCAAUCAAGAGUAUUGCGAAGAGUGGUGUCAGCAUGCAGGCAUGAUCAUGUUUUCAGUGAUAUCGACAUGGAUGGUGACCAAGAUGGGAGGGGGACUUCCAGGCUGUUUGAUCGUGGGUGGCAUACUCGUAACCUGUUACAGACGAUCUUUACGACGCCUCAAACGCAAUGCAAAAAGCGACUUGGAACACGCCAUGAUUGAACAACGCAUGUUGACCGAUUUCAGUGAAACGGCCGAUUGGCUUAAUCACUUUGUACAGCGCUUUUGGCUUAUUUAUGAACCUAUUCUCUCGGCUCAAAUCAUCGGCAUUGCCGAUGCUAUUCUUAUUGAAUCCACUCCUUCCUUUUUGGACUCGAUCCGUUUAUCCCAAUUUACACUCGGCAACCGACCCUUCCGGAUUGACAGCAUAAAGACUUACCCCCGUACUGAGCCCAAUGUUGUGUGCAUGGAUUGGGAUAUCUCAUUCACUCCCACCAAUGUCCUCGAUAUGACUCAGCGUGAUCUCAAGGCCCAUGUGCGUCCCAAGAUUGUACUCACCAUUCGCGUCGGCAAAGGUCUUCUUGGUGCAGGCAUGCCCGUCCUAUUGGAAGAUUUAUCAUUCAAGGGAAAGCUACGUUUGACAUUGACCUUGUCAAAAAAAUUCCCACACAUCAAGACGGUUGAAGCAUCGUUCCUGGAAAAGCCUCAUUUUGAUUAUGCACUCAAACCUGUCGGAGGUGAAACCUUUGGCUUUGAUAUCAACAAUAUCCCGGGACUGCAAACAUUUGUGCAAGAACAAGUUCAUGCAACUCUAGGACCAAUGAUGUACGCUCCCAAUGUAUACAAGUUGGAUGUGGCGGGAAUGAUGGCCGGCACCACCGAUAUCCACUCAGCCAAUGGUGUCCUGGUCAUGACCAUCUACAAUGCAACCAAUCUCAAGGAGGUCGACUUGUUUGGCACCAUUGAUCCAUACAUCACUUUCCAUGUUGGCAAUACUCGUAAUGCUGAACUUGCACGCACGUCCAUGUACCAUGAUACGAGCAAUCCACGAUGGAAUGAGACCCACUUUAUCUUAUUGAACAACCUUGAUGACACGCUCUAUCUCCAAGUCAUGGAUUACAAUUCUGGUUUUCGUGAUUCACAAAUUGGUGUUGCUGAAUUUGAUUUGACUGAGGUGGAGAAUGCAGCACGCAAAGCUGUACAAGGAUUGCAAUUGACCGUGCUACGUGGUGGAAGACCUGUUGGUCAAGUGGCAUGCGACAUGCGUUAUUUCAGUGUCUCACGCCCUGUGCAUGAUGCCGAUGGUGCUGUUACGAUGCCAGCUGCUGAUUCAAAUAGCGGCGUGUUACAACUCACUGUGAAUGAAUGCAGUGGCCUUGCAGGCGAUUACGUCAAUGCCUCUACUAUUGUACGUGUCAAUGGACGUGAAAGGAUGCGCACAGCGGUGUUCAAGCGUAGCAGCCACCCACGUUGGAACAAAUCCGUUGAGAUUUUUGUGGCCGAUCGUACAAAGAUGGAAUUAUCAGUGACGGUGGUGGAUAACAAGGAAUUCGCUGAUGAUGAAGUAAUUGGUCGUUGGAGAAUGAUGCUUGAAGAUUUGCUGCAACAAGUCCCAAUGGGUGUUGGAUGGUGGGGUCUUAAGGAUGGUCCAGGCCAUAUCAACCUAUCAGCUACUUGGAAGCCCAUUGUCAUGGCAGACAUGUUUGCCACCCCAGCCAUGCCUUCAGGUCAACAACGAAAUCCUAUUGGUGUGGCACGAUUGCAUAUUCAUGCAGCACGUGAAUUGGUCAAUGUGGAAGCAGUGGGCAAAUCCGAUCCUUAUGUACGCGUUCUCUCUGGCACACAAGUACGCGCACAAACCGAAUAUCGUGAUGAUGAUUUGGAUCCUGAAUGGGACACCACCUUAUAUGUGCCCGUGCAUUCCAUUUAUGAAAACUUGGUGCUUGAAGUCAUGGAUUUCAAUAGCAUCACCAGUGACGUAUCCAUGGGCUUAUACGAUUUGUCUCUCAAGCGCAUUGUCAAGGAACAUGCUAUGGCGGAUGGUCAAACGUAUCAUGAAGCAUGUGGCGUCUUCGAUGAAUGGGUGGAUCUCAGCAGCCCUGAUCGUACAGUGGAAAAUGACAUGGGCCAAUUACACAUUACAGCUUCCUUUAUCCCUGUAAUGCAAACACGUACCAUUAACACCACCAAUGAUGAAGACGAGCAAGUUGUGGUGGUACAACCUCCCAAAGAUCUCCAUGGUGAACGCAUCAAGUAUACGACUAUUCAGGAUGAGGGUGACCAACAACAAGUGGAUUUGAUGGCAUAUGAAUCAGGCGUCUUGUGUGUCACUGUGAAUGAAGUCAAGCUUCCAGAACCCAUCAAAGCCAAGGUUGAUCUUUUAUUGGAUUCGAAUGACCCACAAUUUACUACCACUGAACGCAAGGCGGGUCAACUUUUCUUUAAUGAAACAGGCGAUGCAUUCGUUAAAGAGCUUGACUUUUCAAAGUUGAUGGUGCGUGUGCGUCCUGGUCGUGGUGAAAAGGUGGAUGGUGGCCUUGGAUACUACAACAUUGCUGUGCGUGAAAUUGUGCGUCGCAUCAUGGCUGGCAACGGUGACCAACAAGCGUUUGAUCUUAUUGAUGGCAAUGGUGGUUCGGUUACAUUGAGCUUCAAGUUUAUUCCUGUUGUCCAUUUUAAAUUGGAUGCUAAGGAAAGCUUAGAAAAUCAAGGCAACCUCACUGUCACCGUACUAUCAGCAUCCAAUUUACCAGCUGUUGACCGAUCUGGCACCAGUGAUCCAUUUGUCGUGUUUUACUUGGAUGGUCAAAAAGUACACAAGACCGAAGUUUACAAGAAGCAACUUGAUCCUAAAUUCAAGGACGAGGUGUUUACUGUUCCUGUGCCCAACCGCAUCGAUGCUAAACUAACGGCCGAGGUAUAUGAUUGGGACCAAUUUGGUAAAGAUCGCAUGAUGUGCGAAUGCGAGAUCCUUUUCGGUGCCAAUGACCUCGAAAGCUUUGCUGCAAGAAACCUUUCGUUCAAAAUGAAGGACCAUCCACAAUCAUCACUCAAAGCUCGUUUACUAUGGCAGCCCCAAUUAUUGGCACGCAAGCGUACUGGUAGUCAGCUAUUGUUCAAUGCUACUACACGCAUGUUUACCUCAGCACCUGGUGCUGUCUUUGGUGUUGGUAAAGACGUCUUUGGCCACAGCAUGUCAGCUAUCAAACGAUUUAGCACCAAUGCAAGCUCGAUCAGCACAAAGAUUAUGGAGGAAAGUGAACCUCUUGAAUCGCUUCAAGGCACAGCUGCACUCCAAGUGACAUUGGUGAGCGCACGACGACUCAAGGCAAUGGAUCGAUCGGGUACAAGUGAUCCUUACGCUCGUGUUUCGCUUGAUGAUAAAGUUAUCCACAAGACACGAUCCAUGAAAAAGACAUUGCAUCCAGAAUGGAAUGAAAACUUGCGUACGAGAAUCAUCAAUGACAGCAGCAAGCCCGCCAUGCUCGAAAUCAAAGUCAGGGAUUGGAAUACUUUUACGGAUGUAGAUAUUGGCGAGUGUACUUUUAACGUAUGGGAUCUGAUCCAGAAUGACGCCUUAUUCUACGAUGGAUGGCUUCCACUGCAACCUGAAGGCACAGGCGAAAUCCAUAUCCGUGUACGAUUGAUGCAAUGA
Lichtheimia ornata is the source of this 3993-nucleotide messenger RNA. RefSeq lists its product as uncharacterized. The record is from RefSeq and is a predicted model, not a curated record. Lineage: Eukaryota; Fungi; Mucoromycota; Mucoromycetes; Mucorales; Lichtheimiaceae. Gene Ontology annotation, molecular function: lipid binding. Bases 1 to 3993 code for a protein of 1330 amino acids. The transcript is spliced from 8 exons.